Penaeus indicus is the source of this 669-nucleotide messenger RNA. RefSeq lists its product as uncharacterized. The record is from RefSeq and is a predicted model, not a curated record. The transcript has 4 exons. NCBI's taxonomy places the organism in Eukaryota, Metazoa, Arthropoda, Malacostraca, Decapoda, Penaeidae. Bases 1 to 669 code for a protein of 222 amino acids.
AUGACAUCACCCUGGGCUGAUCGAUGCAAGAGAGCCCCCGUGACCAUGUCAGACUCAGGCAACGUCUGCAAUGAGCUCGUGCAACUUCCGGAAUCUUGCAGCGUAACCUACGAUGACCUACCAGACGGCGCGUGUUUCCGGCGACCCCCCCUCCACGGAGCCGAAUAUCCCCCCACACCCAAGCCCUCCCCCAACCCCACGCCCUCACCUACGCCUGUGGUUACGCCCGUGCCCACGCCCCUGCACACGCCCGCGCCCACCCGCCCCGGGACGCCUGGCAUCAUCACCGGGCCCUUCCCUAUCCAGCCCGCGGUGCCGCCCACCUCGGUCGUGGCCCUCGUCGAGGUAAGUGACCUGCUUGCCUGUUCUGUCCGUGCAAUGGCACUCACGGAGCCUUUCUACUUCUGCGUAACCUACGAUGACCUACCAGACGGCGCGUGUUUCCGGCGACCCCCCCUCCACGGAGCCGAAUAUCCCCCCACACCCAAGCCCUCCCCCAACCCCACGCCCUCACCUACGCCUGUGGUUACGCCCGUGCCCACGCCCCUGCACACGCCCGCGCCCACCCGCCCCGGGACGCCUGGCAUCAUCACCGGGCCCUUCCCUAUCCAGCCCGCGGUGCCGCCCACCUCGGUCGUGGCCCUCGUCGAGCUCAUAAGAUUAACGUAG